Molecule: messenger RNA, 1533 nt
Organism: Papaver somniferum (opium poppy)
Lineage: Eukaryota; Viridiplantae; Streptophyta; Magnoliopsida; Ranunculales; Papaveraceae
Exons: 5
Coding region: 1158-1517 (119 amino acids)
Source: RefSeq, a predicted model, not a curated record
GCUGUUCUUCGUUUUUUUUCUUCUCAACUUCUACUUUUUCGAUGUUCUUUCUUUUUUUUUUUCUCAAAAGCAUGAGCUGAGAAAUCGUUCAUAUCAAUUAAGUAGAAUUCUGGAGAAGUAAAUGGAUCAGGAAGGUGUUAUUGAGGUUGCGAAUUUGAUUUUGGUUAGGGUUCUUAUUGAUUGAAGAACGGUGAAACAGUAAGAAAUCAAAUUAGGGUUUCUGGAGUUAGUAUUGACUUUGUGUAAAAUCGAAGGAGGAAUUGGUGGAUUGAAUAACAGAAGGAGGAGAUGGUGGAGUUGUAUUAACUCGGGUUAUAAAGGCUAGAGUGAAUCAGAGAGAGGAAGUUAGGGUUUGAAAAUUUAUUUAAGGUUCAAUUUAGUGAUAGAGGAGAAGAAAUCGAAGACUGGGUUUGGUGGUUUGAGAAGUGAAUCGAUGUUUUGAACAUUGAUUAUAGAGAAGAUUCAGAGAAGGUAGUUGUGCUGCAUUUGAGCUGAGAUUGGUUUCAAGUUGAAGAGAUGGUAGUUUUGCUGUUGAUCUCUCGAUGGAUAAUAUGAUGAGGACUUGGACCUGAUGUGGUUGUUGUGAUGUGUUUCUGAGAUGAAUAUGGUGUUUGUGAAUGAAUGAUUCAGAUGGGUUAUGAUUGAUAGAAGAAUAGGUGGGAUGGUUAUGAAGUAGGAAUGAUGAUGGUGUUGUUAUGCCAUGAAGUUGGUGGAAGAACAGGAAGGGAAUAUGGUGUUAGUUUAAUGGGUAUUGAGGAUAUGGUACCGUAGAAUUGGUUGAGAAUAUUCAAAAGUUGUGGAUGAUUGGGUUGCAGCUGAACUGACAGGGAAAGUAUGGAAUUCGUGGAGUUGCUUCUGUGAGGUGGAUGGAUGAUAUGAAGGAUAAGAAAACAGUGGUUUUGCUGAGAAUGUUGUAGAAGCAGGCAUUGCCUUCACUACAGGUUGCUCUCUAAAUUGGUUCCAAUUGGAGGAAACUAUAGGCUUUUUGAUGUCCCAACAAUUGCUGCAUAACCAUCUUAUCAGUUAUCAUAUCAUAAUUUUAGAUUCAUUGGAAUAUUUUAGUUGCCUACUGCUAUUAAUUGCUAGGACGGUCCUUGCUUUCUCGAAUUGUUUGCAUACAGGAUGCGAAGAAAAAAAACGUUGAGCAUCGCGACCAGAUGUGGUACAUGUUCAACGUAAAUGCAUUGAGUGUGGAGCUUUCUUCUACUUCGCGCUCCUUCUGUAUGGAUUCAAAAGUCACAAAUAGGAAGCUCUGCGAGUACAUGUUUUCUCGAGAUAUUCAUUGCUAUUUAUUUCCAAAUAACAUAUUUGCAAUUCAGCAGUGGUGUUCCAACAACGUUCCUCAUGCCAAAGAGCAGCUUGCACAUGUAUACAGAGCUUUGCUUCAGCCGGCAAUUCUGGAGUUCCAUCAACAGAGCCGACUACAUGGCACUUCGCUUUGGGUUUCUUACCGAUUGCCUACAUCGAGUUUUCUGAUGCCCAAGCUUUCAACAAAAGCAAGCCUGCAAAGGAUAUAAAGCUUAGCUGCAAGGG